AUGACUCUUCUCCAAAACCAAAUUCAAAUUGACGCCGCUCGAAAUCAACAGCAAAAAGCCUGGCAAGAUUUUCUAAACAAUCUGGCUCAUCUCGUAAGUCCGACUCAAUUCGGUGCUACUCAAAAUCAACAGAAAAAUGGCUCACAAGGUUAUCUGUCUAAUCAAAUAAGUCAGCUCCGAGACCAAUUCCAAGUUGGUACCGCUCAAGGCCACCAACAAAAUACUUGGCAAGCAAUUCUGCACACGCAACGAGUUCAACAACUUCAAGGAUUUGCACCACAGCAGACUCUUCAAGCAGUUAUUGCUCAGCAGCAACAUUUUGCUCAACAACAACAACAUGUUCAGCAGCAGAAUCUUGUUGAGCAACUUGUGCAGCAAAAAGUCAAUCAGCUGGAUCAACUUGCACAGCAGCAGCAACAACAACAGCCAGCCCAGUUGGAAUGGCCUAAUCUCGACCCGGUUGUACAAAAGAAAUUUCAGGAGAUGAUAUUAAAAAUGAUGACACCUGAACAACUCCAAAGAGUUAUUGCACAACUACAUCUCAUUCUUCAAAGACUACAAAUGGACAUGGCUCCUCCAGAUCUGUUAUAUGGAAUGAAUAAUGGAGGUCUUCAAGUUCCCCAUAUGCAACUUCAAUUUGGAGUUCAUCGUGCACAGUCCAUUGAUCAUCAACCGCAGGUACCACAACUCAUGGUCCAACAACCGAUGGUCCCACAACCAAUUGCAUAUGAUUUUCUUACAGCUCAACAAAAACAACUGCAUCAAAUCCAACUUGCGAACGCUGAGCAGCAACAGCGGCAUCUUCAAAAUCAAGCUCUCGAAGCACAGAUGAUUGCGGAAAUGCAGAUUGGGCAACAAAAUCGACCAGAAGUGAAUCAUCAGAUGCAAGAAUUUGACCGUCCCCAGCUGACUCCCCAAUCAUCCCCAUCUCAAUCCCCUCAAAUGCGAGUUCAGACACCACGACAAGAUAUCCAGAGACCAGAAGACCUUGAAAAUGAAGUGGUUGGAUACGUAAAAAACGAAGUGGUUGACGACGAUCAAAUUGACGGAGACGUAGAAAUGGGCGUGAAAGAUGAUGUAGAGGUAGAAGCAAAUCCAGAAGUUCUUCUUGGUGAGGCUCCAGAGCAAGCACCGGUUCUCGACGCCCUUCCGGAGCUUGACCUAGGAGGAUUCGUUGAUCUCCAGAACAUGCCAACGACGUCGAGUUUUGCUAUGAAUUUCGAUCUUCUUCAGGGUAUAAGAGAAAUUAAUCUUGGAGCAUCUUCCGGCUCUUCUGGGAAUGUUAGCCCAGGCUCUGAAGCUCCGAUGAACCAAGUUUUCGCUUUGCCCCUUCACCCGGCUCAGGGUUUCCUUCCAUUCAUUCCGCAGAACCAGCAGCCAAGUGUCUUCGGGAAAGCCAAUCCCAAUUUCUCAAGACAGAACAUCAAUGUGUUGCAUAAUCCGCUAAGAAAUAUCACGGAAUAUCGAAAGAAGAAGCCUUCGAAACGUGAAGUAUUCCUCCAGAUGGGUUUGAACAUUAAUAUGAUUCCUGGUAAAGCAACAGAGACGUUCUGCUCCGAAGAGAACAAAACGGUGACGGCGGAACUAUUGUAUUUAUUCAAGGAGCACUUUCAUAUUUAUCAUGAAUUCAUAACUCUGGUGAUAGAAGUGCCGUCAGGGACGUUGUCAAAGAUCUACGAUUGCGGGAAAAACCGGCGCAUUCAAACGCUUUCUGCGUAUCACGAGGCGAUUCUAGACCAACAUCUCCACGCUUUACUCAAUUUUUGUUAUCAAUUAUUAUUCUGCCCUGGAGCAGUUCCAUUUAUGGUGCAUGUUGGGCGUCCUACCAGCUUCCGACACCGUUAUCAAUUGGAUCCGAAAUGCUACAAAAGCACGGGACAGAAAAGAGAUGGUCCAACCACCGAUGGUCCCACAGGAGAUGGUCCCACAGGCGAUGUUCCAGCAACCGAUGGAGCCACAGGCAAUGGUCCCACAAUGAAUAAUGAAGGUCAUCAAAUGCCCCACAUGCAACCACAACUUGGUGCUCAUCGUCCACAAUUUAUUGUCCAUCAACCGCCCGUUCAACAAAUGAUGGUUCAAGAACCGAUGGUCCCACAACCGAUUUUCCAAGCACCGCUUGUCCAACAAUUGAUAGCUCAACUAGAGACUCUCCAACCAGCGAUUGAAUAUGAUAGUCUGUUGGCUCAACAAAAGGAAGCGUCACGCAAUCCAACGUCCAAACACUGA
Molecule: messenger RNA, 2226 nt
Organism: Caenorhabditis briggsae
Lineage: Eukaryota; Metazoa; Nematoda; Chromadorea; Rhabditida; Rhabditidae
Exons: 17
Coding region: 1-2226 (741 amino acids)
Biological process (GO): regulation of transcription by RNA polymerase II
Cellular component (GO): SAGA complex
Molecular function (GO): transcription coregulator activity
Source: RefSeq, a predicted model, not a curated record